Messenger RNA from Prunus persica (peach), 1962 nucleotides. Its product is annotated as protein TRIGALACTOSYLDIACYLGLYCEROL 1, chloroplastic. Gene Ontology annotation, biological process: phospholipid transport. The record is from RefSeq and is a predicted model, not a curated record. Lineage: Eukaryota; Viridiplantae; Streptophyta; Magnoliopsida; Rosales; Rosaceae. Gene Ontology annotation, cellular component: ATP-binding cassette (ABC) transporter complex. The coding region runs from base 297 to 1355 and encodes 352 amino acids. The transcript has 3 exons.
GAUUCGCACUCAUCCGAGUUGCCUCCCACUUGUUUUCACCAGACCCAUCCUCUAGCCGCGAGCUCUCGCCAUUGUUAGGGUUCCAAAUUUGCUGUCUUUGAUUAAGGCCUUGAACUUGAAGAAUUUAGUUGAGCUUCCAAGGCGCACAAGUGUCCCUGAGCCUCAGAUUAAACACAAUAUGAGAGCCCAUUUCCUGUGAUUGUAUCGGGUUGAAAGUUUUUCACACAUAUCUCCAGACUUUCGACUGCUCUGUGGUGCUUAUUCGCUCAAAUUUAAGAAAAUUUACACAACCAGCCAUGCAAACCGCUUCGUAUCUUCAUCCGUUCUCUUAUUACUCUGACAGAAGAAGCCUUUUAAAACCAGAUGGGUGCGUUAAAUUACAAAUCCCAUAUUCAAGUCAGCUUGGUAGGAAAGUUCCGCUCACUGGAAGACCUCAGACAUGUCAGUUUCUCAUGCCUAAGCAACAAACCAUAUUGUUUGCAGUUCCCAACACAGAUGAUGGCCACCCUUCUGUCUCUGUGUUAGAAGAUUCAAAUACAAAUCAUGCACCCAAUUCUGAGCCAGAGACGGUGUUGCGCAAAUGGUCACCUCCCAGGUAUAUGUGGAGGGGAUUCUCAGCUCUUAUCCUUGCUGGGCAGGUAAUUGUUAGAACUUUAAGGGGCAAAGUGCACUGGAGAAAUACUCUCCAACAAUUAAAGAGAGUUGGGCCAAAUUCAGUCGGGGUCUGUCUCUUAACUUCAGCAUUUGUUGGCAUGGCCUUUACCAUCCAAUUUGUUAGAGAAUUUACUAGAUUAGGGUUAAGCAGAGCUGUUGGUGGGGUUUUAGCCCUGGCUUUCUCAAGGGAGUUGAGUCCUGUAAUUACAUCAAUUGUGGUUGCUGGGCGUAUUGGAAGUGCAUUUGCAGCAGAGCUGGGAACAAUGCAGGUUUCUGAACAAACUGACACACUGAGAGUUCUUGGGGCAGAUCCUGUUGAUUAUCUUGUGACUCCAAGGGUGAUUGCUACCUGCAUUGCUCUGCCGUUUCUGACUCUAAUGUGUUUUACAGUAGGGAUGGCAUCCAGCGCCCUCCUUGCUGAUGGAAUUUAUGGUGUUAGCAUUAACAUUAUUUUGGAGUCAGCUCGGAGAGCUCUUACCUCUUGGGAUAUAAUUAGUGCAAUGAUCAAGUCACAGGCUUUUGGUGCAAUUAUAUCUAUAGUGAGUUGUGCUUGGGGAGUUACCACUAUGGGAGGAGCCAAGGGUGUUGGGGAAUCAACAACUUCGGCUGUGGUUAUCUCUCUUGUUGGGAUCUUUAUAGCUGAUUUUGUACUCUCUUAUUGUUUCUUCCAGGGAGUUGGAGAUUCAUUGAAGAAUCUAUAAGUGGUUGUUGAUCAGUAUAUGGUGCUACACUCUCCAUUAUUGUUAGUUUUGUGGGCUUUGAUUAAACCAAGAUGAGCAUGGAAUGAAUCAAAAUAUGUGCUUAAUUGGCUGCAUGCCUUUUCAUACUUUAGCCGGUCAGGUGUCCUUUCCACUUAUGCUCCCCUUUUUUUGAGGGGAGUGGUCUGGAAACUGGUGGCAUCAGCAGUGGGUUCUAUAGCAUGAAGUAGUGCUUGUGGGUAGAAUUGAUUAUGAAUAACAUUUUCAAGCUUCUUGUACUCCAUGAUGGUUGUGAGGCAUUAUUUCUAGAAAGAAUAUACAAUAUUUUUCUCUCCCAUCAUUUGUUGAUAUCCAAUGUAGUGAGGAGAACGAUUUUUGGAGUAAAUUUUCAUUGAAGCAUCGUAAAGAUGAUCUCGAAGCACCUCAUUGCUAAGCAAGCGGCUAUGAUUUUGGUGCACUCAGUGUUCAUUGGUAGAAUUGGGAUACUGAAGUCUUGAUGAAGGGUUUUGUACAUCUCCUUUCACUUUUACUUGUUAUUCCAAAUUAACAGUUUGCCUUAUGGUUGGUUAUCCUCACAUAUGUAGUGCUUAACCAAUUGUUUUGCCUUCUA